AUGGUGAAGCUGGCGUCGGCGCGAGAGGCCCGGACGUACGGGUCGAGAGUGUCGCGGCACCGGGCGGAGUACAUGAACGCGGGGCUCUACAUCUUCGCCACGAUCCUCCUCGCCGGCGGCUUCGUCGCGCAGUUCUCCGGCGAGCCUAGAUCCGGACUGGUGCUGCUCCUAUUGGGAUAUUUCGCGGUUAUAAUCGUGAACGUGCACGAUCUCUUCGCGCAUCUCGCCGCCGUCGAUUACCGGAUGUCGCUGAUGGAGUACGAUCUGCAGCUCGCUCUCGUCGAAUUCGCCGUCCCACUCGUUUACACCAUCGGCACUAUUCUCCUCUUCGUCGCCACACUUUUUCUCUUCGUGCAGGCAGAAAAAGGAUAUGGAUUGUUCAAAUUGGAGACGCAUGCUUUAAGAAUGCUCAUUGCUGGUCCGGUCCUGUGGCUGAUUGGAUCAAUCCAUAACUCAUGCCAGAUCUACGAGAGGUCGGAUGCUCAUAUUCAAAUCUUGCAAGAGGCUGUUCUCAUUCCUUUCUUGUUGGCGAGCGUGUUAUUUAUAGUCAGUGCAGUUAUCAAUUGUCUAGAACACGAUGCCGCCAUUCACCACGGCUUGGACUUGCUCGGCGAGACGUGCAUAUGGUUAUGCAUAAUUGCAAGUUUGACGCUCUUCAUUGGGGCGAUAGUGAACGUAGUAAAAGUGUUCAAGAUGCAACAGCAUAACAGGAUGAGACUAGAGAAGCUUCGAGGCGGAGCACAAGAGAGGCUCAAUGAGUUAAGAGAAGGGCACAUGCCACUCGUGUCGGAAGAUUCUAGAAGGAGGAGGAAGUCAGAUGCGCAACGCUCCAGCAACGAAACGGCAGGGGACUUGGAGAAGGGUCGAGCGAUGAAGCUUCCCACGCCUUACAAAGAUGUUCUUCUUUCUUAAAAGUGAGCAAAACCAUUUUUCUACUAUACUUUGGUAUUGCUAGCGAAAGACAUGAACAUUUCUAGAAUUGAUUUUGAAACAUGUAUAUUUCACUCUCAACUUACUUUUAUCCUUCAAUACAUGUAUACUUGUCUCUCUCUCACUCUAAGAGCGUCCUAUCGCCUCCCAAACGCAGCAUGCACCGGAU
Molecule: messenger RNA, 1099 nt
Organism: Salvia splendens (bonfire salvia)
Lineage: Eukaryota; Viridiplantae; Streptophyta; Magnoliopsida; Lamiales; Lamiaceae
Exons: 3
Coding region: 1-912 (303 amino acids)
Source: RefSeq, a predicted model, not a curated record